UCACCCACUUCUUUUCCUUGUACGAUGACCAUAAAACACAUUCUUUUAAGAGUAAUAACAAGAAAAUUAAUUUUGUACUCAUAAAUACAAAGAUAAAUAGAGAAAAGAUAAUAGUACCCCGGUUGAAAACGACAAAGAUUUUGGCACGGGAUUUGAAAACAAAAAUGAGAAAACUUAAAUAAAUUUCCCCCAACUUCCCCUCCAAAAAAAAAUAAAUUGAUAUAGUAGAAGGGUUACAGAAUUUCAUUGAUGAUGAUAAAUUCCUCGAAAGGUUAUUCAUAUAUAGAUAUGGACGCGCCAAGUGUUAAUUUUUUUAAGAAGACCCACUUCUUAUAAGUUUUUUUUCAUUAUCUUUCGCUUUUUCUUUUCACCUACUUCUGUGAUGAAUAUCAAAACCAUGGUAUACAAUAGAGAAUUCAGACGAGUUAUACUUGGUCUAGCCUCUUUUAUAAUAUUCUUUUAUCUCAUUUCAAUAUACCGUUUGGUUGAUCUGCCAAUAUCCUUUCCCACUUCUUAUUUUUCCUACAAAGUGUCCCCUAAGGAAGAGUUUCUCAAUGAACUAGAGAAUAAUCCAGACUAUAAGCAAACAGGAUUGAAUUUCCAACCUACUAAUCCCGGCAUAAUUCCUUAUAAUACUACCGUGCUCAAAAAAUUGAGGAAACUUUUCCCAUAUGAUCGUUCUGAGCCAAUUCCCAAACAAGUCUGGCAAAUGUGGAAAGUUGGAGUUGACCAUCCAGAUUUCCCCGAAAGUUUUACAACGCUCCGUCAAACCUGGCUUGAUAAAAGUCCUGAAUACGAAUAUAUUGUAAAGACCAAUGCUGAAUGUGAUGCCAUGAUUGCAGAGUUAUAUGCUGAUGUUCCUGAAAUCAUACAUGCUUACAAUAUCAUGCCAGAAGUCAUUCUUCAGUGUGAUUUGGGCCGAUAUUUAAUCUUGUAUGCUUAUGGAGGGAUAUAUACCGAUUUAGAUACCAAGCUAUUGAAGCCUAUCGAAGAUUGGUUCUCAAGUCAGGAACUGUACUUGAAUAAAACCCUUAACUUGGGUCUUGUGGUGGGUAUUGAAUCUGAUAGACCUGAUUGGAAAACCUGUUGUGCUCGUAGACUCCAGAUUCAGACCUGGACAAUCAUGGCAAGAAAGGGACAUCCUUUCCUUGCUGAAUUGAUUAAUAGUAUUGUGGAGCACACAUUAUGGAGAGAAGAAACCGGUCAGUUGGGUGUCAGAAUGGGUAGAGAUGCAUCUGAUAAUGUUAUAAAUUGGACUGGUCCAGGAAGAUUUACUGAUUUUACCUUUAAAUACAUAAACAAUGUGCUUCAAACCGAUUUUGACAAUUAUGAAACAGUAAUUAAUGAAUCUUUCCUUACCCAGACCAAAUUACCAAUUAUCAUUGGUGAUGCAAUGAUUUUGCCUGAAGAAUGUAUGCACCCAACAAAGAAGCUGAAGAAGGGAGAAUUUAUUGAUCCAAGAGCACAUGUGAGACAUGUUGGUCUGAAUGUGUGGAAGACGGAUCAGAAGAACAAGAAUAAAAAUAAGGAAGGUGAUAAGAAGAAGGAAGACAAGAAAGUUGAUGACAAGAAAGCAGACAAGAAAGUUGAUGACAAGAAAGCAGACAAGAAAGUUGAUGACAAGAAAGUUGACAAGCAAGAAAAACCUUCUACUUAGAUGUUAAUGAGAACAUCUUACAUCAUCCUAGACGCUUCUUUUAUAUUUCCUUUCAUUUAUUUAUCAUUAUAAUACAAUAUUUAUAUCUGUCUUGUUUUAAGUAAUAAAAGACUAGCUCAAAACUCAGCUCGGCUAAACUUACCUUGUUUGCAGCCAUUCGUUUUUCUGUUGGCUUGGCUGUGGUGGCUUGACAACGUAACUAUAUGCAGGCACUCAUUUACCAAAUUUAGCAAAUUGAC
This is a messenger RNA of Spathaspora passalidarum NRRL Y-27907, 1896 nucleotides long. Its product is annotated as glycosyltransferase family 32 protein. NCBI's taxonomy places the organism in Eukaryota, Fungi, Ascomycota, Pichiomycetes, Serinales, Debaryomycetaceae. Gene Ontology annotation, cellular component: mannan polymerase complex. The record is from RefSeq and is a predicted model, not a curated record. The coding region runs from base 710 to 1657 and encodes 315 amino acids. The transcript has a single exon. Gene Ontology annotation, molecular function: alpha-1,6-mannosyltransferase activity. Gene Ontology annotation, biological process: protein N-linked glycosylation.